Fusarium sp. VM40 is the source of this 321-nucleotide messenger RNA. NCBI's taxonomy places the organism in Eukaryota, Fungi, Ascomycota, Sordariomycetes, Hypocreales, Nectriaceae. The record is from the annotation of a GenBank genome assembly.
AUGAAGUCGACCACCACUCUUUUGGCCCUCGCGGCUGCCGCUCAUGCUUCUCCUCUUGUAAUGAGACAAGAUGAGAACCAGAACACCCAUGUAUGGGACAACGUCGAUGCCAUGUGCAAAGACAAAGCAUGGCUUCUUGACACACCUGAAGGAGCUGCUCAGGUCUGGAAGGAUACUGCCGCUGACAAUGAGCUCGACGUUCAGAUACUUACGCAAUGGGAGCACGAGGUCAACUGGGCCAGGAGUCUCGAAAACAAGGUCACUGGUGGUGUCAGUGGAGAUUUUACACUUACUGACUGCGGUGUUACCGGAACUCCCUGA